Messenger RNA from Capsicum annuum, 4089 nucleotides. RefSeq lists its product as uncharacterized. NCBI's taxonomy places the organism in Eukaryota, Viridiplantae, Streptophyta, Magnoliopsida, Solanales, Solanaceae. The transcript is spliced from 8 exons. Gene Ontology annotation, molecular function: chromatin binding. The record is from RefSeq and is a predicted model, not a curated record. Bases 148 to 1833 code for a protein of 561 amino acids. Gene Ontology annotation, biological process: DNA-templated transcription.
UAUAUAUAUGCUGUCACAGUCUGACGAAACAUUUUGACAAGUAUCAGAAUCUCGGGUAGAUUCCAUUCUCUCUCGUUGCACACUCGCACACUCUUUUGCUGCUUUGCUUAACUCACCGCAUUCAAUCAAAUCGCCGCCAUACCAAAAAUGGUAAACCGUCGGAACACGGUGGUUGCUAUCAGAGACGACGACGAUGUGCCGAUUUCGCGUGUUACACGCGCCUCGCGUAACGGUGGCGGAGAAGAGAAAUUGAAUCAGCGGAAACGGAAGAAAAUGAAACUGGAGGAAGACGAAGAAGAGGAAAGGGAAAAGGAAAAGCCGAAGGUGAAGGAGGAAGAGGAGAGAGGGAGAGGGAAGAGAACGAAAAAGCCGAAGAAAGUUGAUGAAGAAGAGGAGGACCGGGUUGAAGAAGCGGAGGCGGUAAAGGAAGAGGAGCAGUUGGAUGAUGCGAAGCCGAUUGGUGAGGUUGUUCAGGUUACUGGAAAAGGCAAAGGAAAAGGAAAAGGAAAUCAUUACGAGUCGUUUGAGCAUGAUGGAAAUGACUAUGAACUUGAGGAUCCUGUGCUCUUGCUUCCAGAAGGAAAAAAUCAAAAACCUUAUGUGGCGAUUAUCAAGGAUAUUAAUCAGACUAAGGAUGGCAACAUGAUGGUCACUGUACAGUGGUUUUACCGUCCUGAGGAAGCAAUGAAUAGAGCUGGUGGAAAUUGGCAAUCACGAGACACGAGGGAAUUGUUCUAUAGUUUUCACCGAGAUGAGGUCCCAGCGGAGUCGGUCAUGCAAAAGUGUGUGGUGCACUUUGUACCGUUAAACAAGCAGAUUCCAAAAAGGAAAGAGCAUCCUGGUUUCUUUGUUCAGAAGGUAUAUGACACUGAACAGAUGAGGCUUUUUAAGUUAACUGAUAAGGACUAUGAAGAUAGCAAACAGCAUGAGAUUGAUCUGCUUGUUCAGAAGACUAUAGCACGAGUUGGGCAUCUUCCUGACCUUGAAACUGAGGAUAAUUCUGCAGCUCCUGUUAGUCAGGAGGAUCAGUUGAAGAGUAAACGAUUUUUGAGGAAGAAGAACAUGAUGUCUUUGGAUGUCACCAGAGACGAUGAGGCACCAUCUAGAUCUGGUCAGCCAACAGCAGAAACUCCAGGCAGUUGUGCCAAUAAUGCUUCAGAAUACUUCAUCAUCCUUUCAAACUUCAAAGUCCUAACAGGUGAAAUACAGCGUGAUAAAUGGCUGGAAAAACUGUUGCAAUCAAUUCAGUAUUUCUGCAACCCUGUGGAUAAUGUUAAAAAUGAUGGUAAAGAAAAAGGGGGCUCAGAUGCUGCUGAUCUUACUGGUAACACAGAUUCUGCAGAACACGUUAAUGAGUCUCUAGACAACAGUGCUGAUGGUGAUGUGUUCCCAUGGCCAGACAGUGUUGUCCCUGCUGUAGUUUCUCUAGAGAAAGCUGCACAUGAGGCCCUCUCAUCUGAUUUUCAGAAGUACAAUCAGAAGAUGAGGCAGUUAACGUUCAAUCUUAAGAACACCUCACUCUUAGCACGCCGUCUUCUGAAAGGGGAGUUGGAUCCCUCUCAGAUACUGAACAUGUCCCCAAAUGAGCUAAAGGAAGCACUAACAGCAGAAGAAUUAGCAAGCAGGGAGCCCGAGGAGCCAGAGCCCAUACAGAUGACUGAUGCUCGUUGCAAAAGAUGCGCAGAGAAAAAAGUGCGGCUCAUGGAGAUUAUUCAGGCUGGGAAUGGAGAUCGUUACUCGCUGGAGUGUGUUGCUUGUGGCAAUACUUGGUAUGCUUCUAGGGACGAAGCUGCUAGCCUCACAAUUGGGACAAAUUUGGCAGAGAGUGUUUGAGCAGAACCAUUGGCCACUGCCAAGUUCGAAGAUGUCGAGAAGAACUUAACGAGUCCACGAAGAGCUGAUAAAGGAGCUAGUGACAUUCUAAAGAAAACAACUGAAGCUUACAUGCCGGUUCUAUAUAGCCAGAAAUCAUUUCAUAAGACCAAGCCUUCAGUCAACGCUACUACUAGCAAUACCGACUGAAUCGUCUGCUAGUUUCUCAGUCCAUUUUAGACACAACCAUCUCCGAUAAGUAAUAGAUAGCACACAUAGAUACAGUUCUUCGUACUCUUUACUGGGUUCCUGCUGGGAUAGAUAUAUGGGGUAGUUGAAAAAAUCAUAGUCUGGAUAGAAACUCUCAAUAGUGAAGGGUGCGACAACUUGGUAUGGUGUUCGCUUUCUUAAUAUUAUACAAUCUGCACAGUUGUAAAAGGUAGGCUGAGGUUGAUGGGUAUAAUUUUAUGUAGUUUUGCAUUAUUAUUUUGUUUCCCCUACCAAAAUGUGAGGUGAUUUAUGUUUUGAAGUGGAGCGUUGGAGUAACCGGUAAUGUUGCCUCCAUGUGAUCAGGAGAUCACGGGUUCAGCCUUGGAAACAACCUCGGGUAGAAAUGCAAGGUAAGGCUGCGUACAAUACACCCUUGUGUGUGUUACACGUGAUAUCGGCAUUUCAUCCUCGUCGUCGCUUACAGCUACCACUGCAUGCCGCCGAUUUCCCAUAUUUUGUUUGCUACAAGUGUACCAUCCGGUUUCAUGUUUCAUUACGGCCUUGAUGUACUAUUCUCUAUCUUGAGCCAGGGGUCUAUCGGAAACAACCUCUCUACUUCUGCGGAGGUAGUGGUAUGGACUGCAUACAUCUUAUCCUCCCCAGACCUCACUUUGUGGGAAUACACUGGGACUGUUGUUGUUGUUGUUGUUUGUUUGCUACAAGUGUAGAGUGAAAUUAGAGAACAAGGAAUCUACCGGAGGUUCUGCUAUUUGACAAAAUGUUUCACAAUACUAGGGCACAAUAUAUAUACCAAGACAUUUUUAUGGGGGGUUUGGUAAACCGGAUGGUAUAAGCGGGGAUAUUUCAUGAUUUGGGAUAUAGUGAUUUCACUAUUUUAAUCUCAAGAUUACAAUGUUGUAAUUAUAGUCUCGAGAUUGAUUAAUAACUCAAAUCAAAUAUGGAUAAAGUUUAUCUCAAUUUGUCGUGACAUUAUUUUUCUUGUGUCACAUAUCAAACGAUCACUUAAAUCCAAAAAUAUAAAUUCUCUAUUUAUAGAUUUCAAGUUUUGGCUUUAGAAUUUAUGGUUAGACGAGAAUUUAGUUCGGAUAAUUCAAAACUGAGAUUAACUUUAUCCAUAUAUGUUUUGAGUUAUUAAUCAAUCUCGAGACUAUUAUUACAAAAUUUUAAUCUCGAGACUAAAAUAGUGAAAUCACUAUAGUCCAAAUCAUGUAAUAUCCCCGCUUGUACUAUCCGGUUUACCAAACAACCCAUAAAAAUGUCUUGGUAUAUAUAGUGUCCUAGUCUUGUGAAACAUACACCCUUGUGGUGGGGCCCUUCCUCGGACCCUGCGCAUAGUGGGAGCUUUAGUGCACCGAGCUGCCCUUUUUUAGUUUUUGUGAAACAUUUUGUCAAACAGCAAAACCUCCAGUAGAUUCCUUGUUCUCUCAUUUCAUUCUACCCUAGUAACAAACAAAAAAUGGAAAACCGGCGGCACGCGGAGGUAGAUGUAAGCGACAACGAGGACGAAAUGCCGAUAUCACAUGUAACACAUGCCUCCAGCGACAACGACAGAGAAGAGAAAGCGAAUCAAUGGAAAUGUAAGAAAAUGAAACUCGACGAAGACUGAGAGGAAAAUCCACCGAAGGAGGAGGGAAGAGGGUGAAGAUGAUGGAGGAAGCAAAAUUGAUUGACGUUUACUGCUCUUUUUAGUGUAUUGUAGCUGAAUUAGGGUUUGAAAUGUGAUUAGACAUCUGAUUUGUAUUUUGUAUUGAAAAUGUGAUGCCUUUGAAUUGUGAGAAAAAGUUUUCUUGUGGAACCCAAAGGUAUGUGGUCUAGUGGUCAAUAAAGUGGGUUGAGAACCUGAGGUCUUAGGUCCAAAUCCUUGUUGAGAGAAAAAACACUAGGUGAUUCUUCAGGGGCCUAGGCGGACAGAGUUAUCUCAUGUCUAUUGCCGCCAUAGCAAUAAUGGGAAACCGUCGGAGCACUGGACGACAACGAACUGCUGAUAUCGCGUGUUACACGCGCCUCCAAUAACGGUGAAGAAAAAGCGAAUCAACGGAAACAAAA